AUGACUCCCGAAACUCCAUGUGCUCACGCCGCGCCUCUGCUGGCCGCCAGUCUACCCACCAAACCCGCACUUCCAGCCAUAUCAGCAGCUAUAGCCAGGCUUUGCGAGGUUCUUGGGCAAUUCACCAGGGAUUAUCCUAACAUGCAGAUUCCGACCUUGUUUUCCCAGUUCUCACUAGGCGUGGCCUUUGCUCUUUUGCCAAGUGUGUCGAUUUCAAGUCCGUUCUUCCUGCCUUCUGCUAGCCAGAAUCUGAUCAUGAUUCUACGACUACUGCAGCGAGCGUGGAAGUUGGUUCCUGUAAUCAAAUAUGGUGCUCUUAGCAUCAAACAGGCGGCUUCCCAAAUGUGCACGUCGAUACCUUACGAAGCGGAAGCGAUCUUCGCGUCUUUAGAGCUGGAGAUCGCGCUAGACAAAGCCAAAGACAAGAUGAGUGCCGCCUGGGUAGUCGACCCAAGUACAUCCGAUGUCGGUUACCAAGGAGGUAGGGUCGAUGACCUGAUCAAGGACCUCAAUGGACUGAAUAUAUGA
Messenger RNA from Aureobasidium namibiae CBS 147.97, 528 nucleotides. RefSeq lists its product as uncharacterized. The transcript has a single exon. Lineage: Eukaryota; Fungi; Ascomycota; Dothideomycetes; Dothideales; Saccotheciaceae. The record is from RefSeq and is a predicted model, not a curated record. The coding region runs from base 1 to 528 and encodes 175 amino acids.